GCGCCCUUGAUCUAUACCGCCUGUUCAAGUCCUGGCGACCCGGCCGGCGAGCAUUCUUGAGCAUUCUUUCGCGGAAGCGAUAUCCCAAAUCCUGCACACUCGUCCGCAACCUCCGUGUCGUCCCCGACGGUAUAAAAGGGCGAGGGGGCGGGGGCGGGCGGGCGGGCGGACGACCAUGGACCUCCCCUACGACCACAAGCGCUUCCUGCACCGGCUCCGCAAGCUGACCGAGAUGGAACUCCCGCCGCUGGCGUCGCGCAAGCAGGCGACCCAGUUCCAGCGCGAGUCCAAGGCCAGGAUGGCCGCGCUCAAAGCGCACAUCAAGCCACACGCCAACGUCAUCGGUCGAGCGCCACGCGCGGGCAAAAAGGCAGCGGCGGCGGCGGAAGCGGCAGGCGGCACCCAUCAAUCAGGUGAUCGCGACCCGCCGCCGGACCGUCUGGCCGCCAUCCUCGCCCGACCCCGGGACGAACGCUCGGUCGAGGACGUCUGGCGGAUCGCCGUCGACCCUCCCGAGCCACUAUCCCGCGCAGAGACCGAGGAUGGCGCCCUCCACCGUCUCCUCUGCGGCAUCGAGCAGCACUCAUCCAAGGUCUGGCACUCGAGCUCGCCCGCAGACGAGGUCACGCAGUCAAUGGCCGCGUACAACGCCGUCGACGCACACGGAGAUGAUGGGGUGCUGCUCGUUCAGCUCCACAACCGCAUUCACACCUCCGAGGUCUCCCGCGAUCUCGUCGGCCUCCGCCGCCACCUCCAGAUCCAGGCAGACACCAUAGAGUUUGGCCUCCGCUGGCUGACGCUCGGCGGCCAAGGUGGCCGCUCCGUCCAAAAGGAAGAGUUCUUCAAGUCCGUCUGGUUCUCGCAGUAUCCCCAGGUGUACGUGACAGCGCUCGACAAGGCCGGCGUCGAACAGGAUCCCGACUUUGUACGAUGGAAGCAGAACGUCAUGCGCCCCAUCGUCACGGGCAGGAACAGACUUGUCCAAGUGUACAAGAAGUUCGGACUCCUCGUCCUUCUCGAUCCUUUCUGGACAGUAAAGUCGCUCCAGCCGAACAGUCGGACCCGCGAGUUCACCGCGAUCCUCAACGCCUUUUUGCAACUCCAAGAGGCCGACCGCGACUUUGACCACGCUGUCAUCGCCUUUCUCAAAGGCUUCCAGAGUCGAUCCGUGGCGGAGCGGCUGUUUGAAGUGGAAAACGAAGAGGAGGAGACGGAGAUGCCCGCUGACACGUCCACCGACGAACAGUAGACUUUUUGACGUCCCAUUGUAAUAUAGAAGAUAGGUUGACAUGGCAAGUGUUUUCCACACGCCAAACCAACUCACCUGCGCGCGCG
Molecule: messenger RNA, 1335 nt
Organism: Schizophyllum commune H4-8
Lineage: Eukaryota; Fungi; Basidiomycota; Agaricomycetes; Agaricales; Schizophyllaceae
Exons: 3
Coding region: 176-1249 (357 amino acids)
Source: RefSeq, a predicted model, not a curated record